CUCCCUUCGGGCUGCAAGAACGGAGACGCUGGAAAACGACUCCGAGGAGAGCGCUCCCGCCUACGGCGGCCGCCGCUCCUGCCACCCGCGGGCACAGGAGACCGAGGACUGCGGCCUCCGCGCCAGCCACCGCGCAUGUGCAGUCCGCAGCCCGCGCGGCUACCUCGGCGUCGGGUCCAGGGAGAGGGUCGGGGAAGUGCAGGGAUCCGGUCGCCACCACUCCAGAGAAAGAAAGCGCGAAGAAAGCUUCUUCGACUGCCGCUCUAGGAUCUUCUCGGGAAGGGUAGGUGACGAAGGCGGCUGUUCCCGCAGCGACUCGAGAAGAGUCUGUGAAAACCGAGGCCAGCACCGCAGCGUCUCUCCGGACAGAAUCGGGGGACGGGAUGGCCACCGACUGAGCAGCCCGUGGGUGGCCGUGAGGGGCGACAGCGACCAGCGCAGCAGCGACGCGAGCCCGGGUGAAGUGUGUGGAUCGCACCCCCGCGCCUCCAGGGGAGCUGUCAGCGAAGACGCCUGGGUGGGCGUCUCUGAAACCCGAGGGCCCCAAACCAGCCACUCCAGCGACCGAGGCAGUGACGACCGCGGCGGUUCCUGGGAAGGAGCCAGUAUCGAUGGCAGCCACUGCGCUGCUAGUUCUUGGGAAGAUGUAGAUGGUAGCCUUGACUACGAGGCCAGCGACUCCUCCAGGGCGAGCAUCACCGAAGAAUCCAGUCGCCGGCACGGUGGCUUCUGGGAGAGAGAGAGUGAAGAAGAUUCCCGCCUGAGGGACUCUUGGGAUAAAAGGGAAGAUCGUGGGCCCCGCGCCAGCGACGAGGAGUCCAGUUGCUGCAGCAGCAGAGACUCCUGUGAGGGAGAAAGUGAAGCCCGGUGCAGCAGCAGGGGCCUGGGUUCCACUCCUCCCCAGAGUCCAAGUCCGAGGGAGGACCAUACCAUGCCUGGUCCCUCCAAGUCCUCUAGGGAGUCUGCAGACUCAAGUUCCAGGAAGAAGGUGCAUUUUGGUAGCAUACAUGAUGUGGUGCGGGUUGGAGAUGUCAAGCAGCUUGCAGACUUAGUGGAACGUGGAGCCAACCUUAAUGAAGUAGAUGUUCUCCAUCAGUUUACUCCUUUACAUUGGGCAGCACAUUCUGGAAGUUUGGAGUGCCUUCACUGGCUACUCUGGCAUGGUGCUGAUACCACACAGGGAACUACAAGAGGAUGGACAGCAGCUCACAUAGCUGCAAUCCGGGGUCAGGAUGCCUGUAUGCAGGCUCUUGUAAUCAAUGGAGCCAACCUAGCAGCUCAAGAUGAUCGCGGAUGCACGCCGAUACACCUUGCUGCCAGUCAUGGACACUCUUUUACUUUACAAAUAAUGCUGCGAAGUGGAGUGGAUCCCAGUGUGACUGACAAGAGAGAAUGGAAACCAGUACAUUAUGCAGCUUUUCAUGGGCGGCUUGGCUGUUUGCAACUUCUUGUCAAAUGGGGAUGUUGCAUAGAAGACGUAGACUACAAUGGAAACCUUCCAGUUCAUUUAGCAGCCAUGGAAGGCCACCUUCAUUGUUUUAAAUACCUACUGAGUAGGAUGCAUACUGGAGCACAAGCUUUAAAAGCCUUCAAUGAUAAUGGAGAAAAUGUAUUGGACCUGGCCCAGCGAUUCUUGAAGCAGAACAUUAUACGGUUUAUUCAGGGGGCUGAAUAUGAAGGAAGCAAUCCAGAAGAUCAAGACAAUUUAGCGUUUCCGGGUCAUGUGGCUGCCUUUAAGGGUGAUCUAGAGGUGCUUAAGAAACUUAUAGGAGAUGGAGUAAUCAAUUUGAAUGAGCGUGAUGAUACCGGAUCAACUCCUAUGCAUAAAGCUGCUGGACAGGGCCACGUAGAGUGUUUGCAGUGGUUAAUUAAAAUGGGAGCCGACAGUAAUAUUACCAACAAAGCAGGAGAGAGACCCAGCGAUGUGGCUAAAAGAUUUGCUCAUUUGGCAGCAGUGAAACUGUUAGAGGGGCUACAGAAAUAUGAUAUAGAUGAUACUGAAUUUGAUAAAAAUCAUAUAAAGUUUUUUAUAAGGCAUGGUGUUGAGGGAAGCACUGAUGCCAAGGAUGACUUAUGUCUGAGUGAAUCAGACAAAGCAAAUGCCAGAAUGAGAGCUCAUAAGAAAAUUGUAGAAUUGAGAAAGCUUCUGGAAAUUGCUGUGAACAACUUCAAACAGUUAGGUGGGAUAAUAGAAGAGGAUCUAAACCAGCAGAAAGAACAACUGGAGUCUGAGAAGACCAUCAAAGACCUGCAGGGCCAGCUGGCCUAUGAGCGACUCCGCAGGGAAAAGUUAGAGUGUCAAAUGGAUGAAUAUCGAGCAGAAGUGGAUCAACUCAAGGAAACACUGGAGAAAAUUCAGGUCCCCAGUGUUGUGGCUAUGGAAGAUGACUCUUUUGAGUCCAGCAAAGAGAAGCAGCCAGUGAAAAAAAAAGUGUCUCCUGGGGGCUUGCUUUUCAGAAGGUACUAAUCAGCGCAGUAAGGUUAAAUAAACACCUAAAUUUUCUUUCACUUCAGAUCGACGGAAAUUCUUCUGUUCUGAAGGUGAAAAUAUUAUAUUAAAGAUGCUUGUAAAAUUCCAUGGACUCAGGAUACUUUUUAUAUAAAUAUAUGCAAGCCAACAUUUAUGAGUAAUAAUUUUGUAAGCAUUCACAAAAGCUGUGAAAUAAAAGAUGGUAUAAUUUAAU
Psammomys obesus (fat sand rat) is the source of this 2684-nucleotide messenger RNA. RefSeq names its product ankyrin repeat domain 42 (gene Ankrd42). Bases 932 to 2467 code for a protein of 511 amino acids. The transcript is spliced from 12 exons. Lineage: Eukaryota; Metazoa; Chordata; Mammalia; Rodentia; Muridae. The record is from RefSeq and is a predicted model, not a curated record. Gene Ontology annotation, molecular function: protein binding.